Molecule: messenger RNA, 1641 nt
Organism: Erinaceus europaeus (western European hedgehog)
Lineage: Eukaryota; Metazoa; Chordata; Mammalia; Eulipotyphla; Erinaceidae
Gene: IKZF1
Product: IKAROS family zinc finger 1
Exons: 10
Coding region: 28-1641 (537 amino acids)
Biological process (GO): regulation of transcription by RNA polymerase II
Molecular function (GO): RNA polymerase II cis-regulatory region sequence-specific DNA binding; DNA-binding transcription factor activity
Source: RefSeq, a predicted model, not a curated record
CCCAGGCUGACUGAUAACCAGAGGACAAUGGAUGCAGAUGAGGGUCAGGACAUGUCCCAAGUUUCAGGAAAAGAAAGUCCUCCUGUAAGUGACACUCCUGAUGAUGGUGAUGAACCCAUGCCUGUCCCUGAAGACCUGUCCACCACAUCUGGAGGCCAGCAGAACUCCAAGAGUGAGAGAGGAGUAGCCAGUAAUGUUAAAGUAGAGACUCAGAGUGAUGAAGAGAAUGGGCGUGCCUGUGAAAUGAAUGGGGAAGAAUGUGCGGAGGAUUUACGAAUGCUUGAUGCCUCAGGAGAGAAAAUGAAUGGCUCCCACAGUGGCCAAGGCAGCAAAGCUUUGUCAGGAGCUGGAGGCAUCCGACUUCCUAACGGCAAACUAAAGUGUGAUAUCUGUGGGAUAAUUUGCAUCGGUCCCAAUGUGCUCAUGGUCCACAAAAGAAGCCACACUGGAGAACGACCUUUCCAGUGCAACCAGUGUGGGGCCUCCUUCACUCAGAAAGGCAACCUGCUCCGUCACAUCAAGCUACAUUCUGGGGAGAAGCCUUUCAAGUGCCACCUCUGUAACUACGCUUGCCGCAGGAGGGACGCCCUGACGGGCCACCUGAGGACACACUCUGUUGGUAAACCUCACAAAUGUGGAUAUUGUGGCCGAAGCUAUAAGCAGCGAAGCUCUUUAGAGGAACAUAAAGAGCGUUGCCACAACUACUUACAAACCAUGGGCCUCCCGAGCACGCUGUACCAAGUCAUUAAAGAAGAAACUAAUCACAAUGAAAUGGCAGAAGACCUGUGCAAGAUAGGAUCGGAGAGAUCCCUCGUGCUGGACAGACUAGCAAGUAACGUCGCCAAACGGGACAAGUGCUCGGUGGACCUGGCCUAUGAUGGCGCGGGGCUGGAGCAGGAGAAUGAUCUGAUGCAGACCCGCGUGAUGGACCAGGCCAUCAACAACGCCAUCAGCUACCUGGGCGCCGAGGCGCUGCGCCCGCUGGUGCAGACGCCCCCUGGCGGCGCGGAGGCCGCGGCGCUAGGGCCUCUGUUCCCGCUGCAUCGGGCGCCUCCCGAGGGCCCCCCGCGGCCCGGGGCUCCAGACGCCGCCGAGAACCUGCUGCUACUCUCCAAGGCCUCCGAGCGCGACGCGUCGCCCAGCAACAGCGGCCCGGACUCCACGGACACGGAGAGCAACACCGAGGAGCAGCGCCUCAUCUACCUGACCAGCCACGGGGGCGCGCACGCCCGCAACGGGCUGGCCAUCAAGGAGGAGCACCCCGCCUUCGAGGUGCUGCGGGCGGCCCCCGACGCGCCCCAGGACGCCUUCCGGGUGCUGGGCGCCAGCGGCGAGCCCCUCAGGGUGUACAAGUGCGAACACUGCCGGGUGCUGUUCCUGGACCACGUCAUAGAACUCUUCUUCCAGCAGAACAGCUGGAUGUCCCUGGAACCAGUUGAAGUAAGAACAUCAAGGAAGCUGGAACAGCCACGAGGAAAUGCCCAUCUUCACAGCCAUUUCCAUGCAAAACUAGAGGAACUCCUUGAAUACAAGACUGACCACUUCCUGGAAGUUAAAAACUCUAAACAAGAACUGGAAGAAACCAACUGGGACCAAGAUGGCACCUGUGUGGGCCUGGGCCUCAUUGUGCCCUCACUGUGA